CCAAGCUAUCCCUUGGAUACUCCAUAGUCCCAAAACCAUUUUUCUCUCUCUCUCUCUCAUUGAAGUGAAAAUGAGGCUAAGUUUUGUCUUUCAAUUCUUAUUCCUUUUCUUUCUGCUUUUCUCCACAAUACUCUCUUCAAGGCCACUUACAAGUGAACAAGGAGAGAACUAUUUUUUGGAGUUAGAAGGAGGUGAAUCUUUGAAGGUUAUGGAAAUGGAGAAGUGCAAUAUUGAAGAUGAAGAAUGUAUGCAGAGAAGAAUGACUUUAGAAGCUCACCUAGACUACAUCUACACCCAACAUCAUAAGCCUUGAAAUCAUAGAUCUCUUCAUGCUUCAAUAAAGAGUAAUAUUAUCUUUCUAAUUAGAUUUAGAUAAUGAAAAUAUAGGAUAUUUCCUCUUGUGUUUAUUUUGACUACAAUAACACAUGAAAUUGCUUCUUAAGGUGAAAUGAUGUCUUAUUAUGGUAUCCUCUGUUUGAUUUAAUGCAACUGCUAUAAACAUUGAAUA
Lathyrus oleraceus (garden pea) is the source of this 508-nucleotide messenger RNA. RefSeq names its product putative phytosulfokines 6. The transcript has 3 exons. The coding region runs from base 71 to 313 and encodes 80 amino acids. The record is from RefSeq and is a predicted model, not a curated record. Gene Ontology annotation, molecular function: growth factor activity. Gene Ontology annotation, biological process: cell population proliferation. NCBI's taxonomy places the organism in Eukaryota, Viridiplantae, Streptophyta, Magnoliopsida, Fabales, Fabaceae. Gene Ontology annotation, cellular component: extracellular region.